AUUUUUCCUUGCUUUUCUCACAUAGAAAAUCAUCAUGUCGUUGCUCGGUAGCGUUUCUGGUUUCGCCGCUUUCGGUGUGCUUGUCCGUACAUACGCUCUUGGAUUGCAGAAACGCCCUCUCUUUUCCAACCCCAGUGGCCAUGCUAUUGCUGCUGCUGUGUUUGGCGGUUUCGGUUACUACGUCCACGGAUUGCAACAGCGACAGGAAGAUCUCAUUGAAAGCAAGAAGGAGGUUCUGUUGAAGAACAGAGCACGCGCAGAAGAGAUCGCGAAAAAGCAGGCAGCAUUCACACAGUAAAAAGAAAACAAAUUUAUGAUAAAAAAAAACCCGCAUACUACCCGAACACGUCGAAAGGAUAGAUUUGAACAACGAGAAAAUAUACAUUUAUUUUUAGCCCAUCUGUCACGGAAACAGAACAAACGAA
Messenger RNA from Radiomyces spectabilis, 425 nucleotides. RefSeq lists its product as uncharacterized. The record is from RefSeq and is a predicted model, not a curated record. The transcript has 2 exons. NCBI's taxonomy places the organism in Eukaryota, Fungi, Mucoromycota, Mucoromycetes, Mucorales, Radiomycetaceae. The coding region runs from base 35 to 298 and encodes 87 amino acids.